UGCUUCCUUCCACCCCACCCCCCCUCUCCCACCCACGUCUCCUCGAGCCAAGCAACCGCGGCGGCGACCGACCGACGGAGACCGAGCCAAGCCAGCAGGCGGCGGAUCCCCGGCCCCGCCGACGAGACGCAGAGAGAAGCCUACCCGCUCCAUCCAGGAGAGGAGCGGAGGGGAGGGGAGCUGAGCCGUCGACUCGACUCUGCUCCAGCAGCGAGCGCGGCGAUUCGGAUCCGCCGCCGUGGCCGACGAUUCGUACGAUUCGCCCGCGCCGGAGAUCCGGGUCCCCCUCGCCCCUGCCGCGCCGCCGUACCGGGGAGGGGAGGAUCCAUGUCCCAGCCCCACAGGCACAGCACCGGAAACGGCGGCGCCGGGGGCGGGGACUACAUCAAGUCAUGGAUCAUGUGCGGCAACCUGCAGCGCGGCUUCGGCUCCCUCGUCCGCGAACCCUGCGGCCUCAACCCGGACCCCUACUACCUCAAGGGGGGCAAAAUGCUCAGGCCGGAGAAAUGGAAGGCGUGUUUCGAUGCCGACGGGAAGGUCCUAGGCUUCCGUAAGGCUCUCAAACUCAUUGUCUUAGGGGGCAUGGAUCCCUCUAUUCGAGCAGAAGUUUGGGAGUUUCUUCUUGGGUGCUAUGCCUUAAGUAGCACAACAGAGUAUAGGAGGAAACUAAGAGCCGCUCGAAGGGAGAAAUAUCAAUGUUUAGUUAGGCAAUGCAAGAGUAUGCACCCAAGCAUUGGUACAGGUGAGCUUGCGUAUGCUGUUGGCUCAAAGCUGAUGGAUGUCAGGACUAUGCCAAAAGAAAAUGACAGUAGAGAAGAAGUCAGCACAAGUCAACGAGCCUCAGAAAAUGCACCUGGCAGUGCAGUAGAAAACUCCAACUUAAAUUAUGACUCUGGUGGAACACCACAGUCACAAAGCUGUAGCAAAUCAGCUGAAGUAGUUGGUUUCAACGCACAUAAUGAUAGCUCUGUAUAUAAUUCAUCCAAAUUUAUGGUGUCCUCCACAGUGGUGAAUAGUUGCUUGUCAGAUUCUGGGGAUUACAAUGACAUGGGUGAACCAAGAUAUGACAGUGAGACGUUCAUGGAGUAUCCCUCCCUGCCUGGUACAAACUUGUUCGCAAAUGAUGGUGGGGAUGUCAAUGGGGUUGAUGAAAGUCUUUGUAGUUUCUCAGUUCCUGAAGAUAGGUUAAGACAACGUGACGAACGCAUGCACAGCUUCCAGAUCAAUAAUAACAUAGAUCUCAUUAUGGAGUCCAAUUCCAGUGAUCUGUUUCGGGCUAGCAACAGUGACUCAGCCAUCUUUCACUCUGAUGCGUUCAAACAGGAUAGAUGGUUAGAUGACACUGGCUACAACAGGGAAAUAGUAGAUUCUUUGAAGAUAUCUGAUGCGCCAGAAGCAGAUUUUGUUGACGGAACCAAAUCCGACAGUCCGGUUGCAAACAAAGACAGAGUCGCCGAGUGGCUAUGGACAUUGCAUAGAAUAGUGGUCGAUGUUGUCAGAACAGAUAGCCAUCUUGAUUUCUAUGGAGAAUCAAGAAAUAUGGCGAGAAUGUCAGAUAUACUUGCAGUUUAUGCAUGGGUUGAUCCUUCCACUGGAUACUGUCAAGGUAUGAGCGAUCUGCUUUCCCCUUUUGUUGUUCUAUACGAGGAUGAUGCAGAUGCCUUUUGGUGUUUUGAGAUGCUACUGAGAAGGAUGCGUGAAAAUUUCCAGCUCGAGGGACCGACAGGAGUUAUGAAGCAGUUGGAAGCAUUGUGGAAGAUCAUGGAAUUGACAGAUGCGGAAUUAUUUGAGCAUUUAUCAGCAAUUGGUGCUGAAAGCCUCCAUUUCGCUUUCCGGAUGCUGCUAGUGCUUUUUCGUCGAGAGCUAUCUUUUGAGGAGUCGCUGAGCAUGUGGGAGAUGAUGUGGGCUGCUGAUUUUGAUGAAGAUGCAAUCAGGAAUUUGGAAGCGAACUGCCUAGAACCGUUGCUACUAGAUGUGAAGAAUGAUUUGUCAUGUGAGGUCAAAGAAGAGCCCCGGGUGAACAAGCACACGAGAAGAAAAUCCAAAAGCAGGAGAUCCCAUCGUAGAAAUGGUGAAAUCCGCGUUUCUUGCAACCCCGGAGUGAAAUCUAGUACAAGAAAUCCCCUGUGUGGCUUGUCAGGUGCUACUAUCUGGGCAAGGCAUCAACAUAUGCCUCAUUUGAGUACAAAUGUCUUGACAAAGAACGGAGACGACGAACUGCCUAUAUUCUGUGUAGCAGCAAUCUUGAUAAUCAAUCGGCACAAGAUUAUUAGAGAUACUCACUCAAUAGAUGAUGCUAUCAAGAUGUUCAACGACAAUAUACUGAAAAUCAAUGUAAAAAGAUGUGUGCGCCUGGCUGUCAGGCUGAGGAAGAAGUACCAGUACAAGUUGCUAAAAGGAGGGGGCAUAAGGGGUUUGCCCCUCGGACCUACCUACCUACCUCGUUCCUCGGACUCCGGUCGAAUCGACAUAAUCCCCGCCGCCGGUGCCGCUCCCGCUUUGUCGAAGAUGCUGGGCGGGUUGUACGGCGACCUCCCGCCGCCCACCUCGGCGGCCGGCGACGACGACAAGCCGACGGCCUCCGUCUGGUCGAGCGCCACCAAGAUGGCGCCCCCGACCCUCCGCAAGCCAUCCGCGACCUUCGCCCCUCCCACGUCCCUCCUCAGGAACCAGCACCCCCGCCCCGCCGCCGCUCCCAAGCCCAGCGCCGUCCUGCAGCAGCAGCAGCCCCUCGCCUCCGCCGCCACCACCACCACCGUACCCUCCUUCCACCCGGCCCUCGUCGCCGUGCAGUCCACCGUGCUCGAGGAGUACGACCCCGCCAGGCCCAACGACUACGAGGACUACCGCAAGGACAAGCUCAAGCGGGCCAAGGACGCCGAGAUGAAGAAGGAGCUCGACAGGCGGCGCCGCGAGGACCAGGAGAGGGAGCGGGAGCGCGAGCAGAGGGAGGCCGAGGCCCGCCUGCGCGAGGAGCAGUCCAGGGCGUCAUCCCUCAACAUAUCCGGCGAGGAAGCAUGGAAGAGGAGGGCCGCCAUGAGCGGCGCUGGCGGCGGUACUCCUCAGAGGGCUUCGUCUCCGCCCCAUGGGGAUGCCGGUGGCUUCUCCAUCCCGGGCUCCUCCUCCUCUGGCUUGGGCCUGGGCGCCGGCGGCCAGAUGACCGCUGCCCAGAGAAUGAUGGCCAAGAUGGGGUGGAAGGAAGGCCAGGGGCUCGGCAAGCAAGAGCAGGGAAUCACGGCGCCUCUGGUCGCUAGGAAGACCGAUCGGAGGGCAGGGGUAAUUGUCGAUGAGAGCAGCUCCAGGAGGCCCAGAUCAGUCAACUUUGAAGGCCAGCCCACCAGAGUAGUGCUGCUUCGUAACAUGAUUGGUCCGGGCGAGGUUGACGACGAGCUGGAAGACGAGAUUGCCUCGGAAUGCUCCAAGUUUGGGGCUGUGUUGCGCGUGCUGAUAUUCGAGAUCACCCAGGCAAACUUCCCCGCAGACGAAGCGGUGAGGAUCUUUGUGCUGUUCGAGAGGACAGAAGACUCGACCAAGGCAUUGGUCGAACUGGAAGGCCGCUACUUUGGCGGACGCAUAGUGCACGCCACCUUCUUCGACGAGGGAAGGUUCGAGAGGAACGAGCUCGCUCCGAUGCCCGGGGAAGUAGCAGGGUUCGACUAAACCUUAAUAAUCAGACUAAAGAAGUGGAUGGUUGGUGUCGGGUGUAACUUAAUCUAGAGCAUGAACGCUGUUUUCUUCUUCUUCUGAGGACAGUCUGCAGCAUGUUGGUGAAUUUUGACCUAUUGCCAUUCUAUCAUUGUAGAGUUGUUGUUAUUAUUAUAUUCUUGGUCUAA
Hordeum vulgare subsp. vulgare (domesticated barley) is the source of this 3833-nucleotide messenger RNA. RefSeq lists its product as uncharacterized. Gene Ontology annotation, molecular function: RNA binding. The coding region runs from base 328 to 3660 and encodes 1110 amino acids. Lineage: Eukaryota; Viridiplantae; Streptophyta; Magnoliopsida; Poales; Poaceae. The transcript is spliced from 13 exons. Gene Ontology annotation, biological process: mRNA cis splicing, via spliceosome. Gene Ontology annotation, cellular component: precatalytic spliceosome. The record is from RefSeq and is a predicted model, not a curated record.